Dermatophagoides pteronyssinus (European house dust mite) is the source of this 1269-nucleotide messenger RNA. Its product is annotated as glutamate receptor-like. The record is from RefSeq and is a predicted model, not a curated record. Lineage: Eukaryota; Metazoa; Arthropoda; Arachnida; Sarcoptiformes; Pyroglyphidae. Gene Ontology annotation, molecular function: ligand-gated monoatomic ion channel activity. Gene Ontology annotation, cellular component: membrane.
UAUGUUUUUGUUUUCUCGAUAUCCACCAUUAUUAUUUUCAUCAUCAUCAAAUAAUCAUUUUUGUUUUUUUGAUUAUAAAUGUUUUGAAAAAUGUCACGGUUAGAUCUUCAAAAUCGAACCCUGAGAAUUGGAUUCAACAAUGCACCACCAACAACCGAUAUAUAUGGAUGGGAUGAAUCAAUACAAGCAUAUCGACAUGUUUACGGUAUCGAUCCAUUUGUUCUGAAUUUGUUGGCCAGAUAUUUUAAUUUUACCUAUCAAUUGAUUGAUUGUCAUGGAGAUUAUGGAUCACCAUUGCCAAAUGGAUCAUUGUCAGGAGCAAUUGGUCGAUUAGCCAGAAAUGAAUUUGAUUUAGGUAUCGGUGGUUUUGCCGUUACAUAUGAACGUUUUAAUGUUGUAAAAUUUCUUAAUUCACAUCUAUUUGAUCAAUAUACAUUUGCAAUGGCCAAAAUAACAACCAUACCGGAUUUUGAUAUAUUUUUCAAACCAUUCGAAUCAAUCGUAUGGUUAUGUCUGCUAAUAACAUUAAUUCUAUCAUGUUUAUUAUAUUUGGCUAUCAAAUAUUUAAUGCCAUUUAAACAUAUAAAUCUAACUUUAAUAAGCCUGAAUAUGUUAUUACAACAAUCCUAUCCUAUACGUAAAGAUCAUCAGAUAAUUAAUUCGGCAAAAAUUUGGCUAUUUAGUUUUGCUUUUAUGAGUAUUGUUCUAUUGAAUAUUUAUCAAUCAUAUCUAUUUUCAAUAUUAACCAUAACGAAAUCGAAUGAAAUUGAUAAUAUUGAUAAACUGGCUGAAUCAUGUCGUAAACAUCAAACAAUACCAUAUACGAUUAAAAAUAAUUUAAUUUUUCGUAUAAUUAGUAAGGAUAAUCCAAAUAAAUCAAUAUUUACAAUUAGUAAAUAUGUAAAAUUUGUUAAAAAUCAUGAAGAUGGUAUUAAAAUGAUUCAAAAAUCCAAUUCGAUUGCAUUCAUAUCAUUACGAAUAAGACUUUCAUUUUAUCAACAAUAUUUAGGACCAGAUCAAUUCUAUUUACCAAUGGAAAGUCAAGAUACAAAAUUUUUAACCCUUGUAGGAGCAAUAAUAUGUCGUACGACAUUUAAAUAUCAAAAUGAAUUUAAUCGAAUUUUGAAACGUUUAAGAAUUAUAUUUCUAUUACAUGGAUUAGGAAUGAUUUUGGCUAUUUGUUGUUUUAUCAUUGAAUAUUUUGGUCGAAAUAUUUUAUCCAUUUGGAUUAACAGCAAUAUUCAUCACAAAAUCAAAAUGUUAGCAUAA